GGCGGGAAGGGAAGUCGUGGCGGAGGCGGCAGCGGGGACAGCAGCGACCACUGCGGCGGCGGCGGCAGGGACAGCAGUAGCGGUGGUGCUGUCAAGCCGUUGGAGAAAUGGGAGACCCAGGGUCGGAGAUAAUAGAAUCUGCCCCUCCAGCUGGGCCUGAGGCAUCUGAAUCAACAACGGAUGAAAACGAAGAUGACAUUCAGUUUGUUAGUGAAGGACCAUUAAGACCUGUUCUUGAAUACAUUGAUCUGGUCAGCAGUGAUGAUGAAGAGCCUAGCACCUCUCGUAGUGAUGAGAAUUUUAAACAUAAAGACUAUAUUGACCAUCAGAAGGAUAAAGUUGCAUUAACUCUGGCUCGUCUAGCCCGUCAUGUUGAAGUAGAGAAACAGCAAAAAGAAGAGAAGAAUAGAGCAUUCAGGGAAAAAAUCGAUUUUCAACAUGCACAUGGGUUACAAGAAUUGGAAUUUAUUCAAGGACAUUCUGAUACAGAAGCAGCAAGACAGUGUGUGGACCAGUGGCUAAAAAUGCCAGGACUCAAAACAGGCACAGUUAAUUAUGGAACAAAAAGUUCAUUCCGAAGAGGAGGCCAAAUGCGGAAGUGUGGGAAGCCAAUUUCAUGUCCUAUAAUGCACUGCAACAAGGAAUUUGACAAUGGGCACCUUCUUUUAGGGCAUUUGAAAAGGUUUGAUCACUCUCCGUGUGAUCCAACAAUUACAUUACGUGGACCUUUCUCCAGUUCCUUUGCUUGUGUAAUAUGUUAUAAAAAUUUUGAUACUCAGCAGCAAUAUAGGGAUCACCUUUUUGCCAAGGAAACUGCAGAUGAUGGACAUCACAACAACCUUCUUCCUCAGGUUAUUCAGUGUUUUGCAUGUCCAAGCUGCUAUCUUCUUUUUAGCAACAAGGAUGACUGUAUGAAGCAUAUGUCUGGAAAGAAUCAUUUCCAUCAAAGCUUUAAACUGGGCGCUGACAAGGGAAUAGCACAUCCAGUAUCAUUUCCGUCUUAUGCAAAGAAACUUUUGAUCUCUCUGUGCAAAGAUGUUCCAUUUCAAGUCAAGUGUGUGGCUUGUCACCAGACACUGCGUUCCCACAUGGAGCUCACUGCCCAUUUCAGGGUUCGUUGUCGUAGUGCUGGACCUGUAGCUAUAGCUGAGAAAAGCAUUACUCAGGUUGCAGAAAAAUUCAUAUUAAGAGGCUAUUGUCCAAAUUGCAACCAGGUCUUUGUGGAUGAAACCAGCACUCUAAUUCACAAGCAGAAUUCAGGACACAAAAUCCGAGUCAUUAACUCAAUAGAAGAAUCAGUCUUACUGUAUUGCCACAGCAGUGAAGGGAACAAACCUCCUUCUGACUUGAAUUUAUUAGAUCAACCACAGUUUUCAUCACUAAAAAGAACUAUGUCAAUUAAAGAAUCUAGCUCCCAGGAUUGCACCACCAUUCCAAAAAAGAAGAUGAAUUUAGAAGAUAAAAGGUAUGAAGGAGUGGUUUGUGUCCAGAAACAAAAGUCAUUAAUUAAAACCUGGUUUUGUGAAUGCAAUCAGCGAUUCCUAAGUGAAGAUGCAGUAGAAAAGCAUGUUUUCUCAGCAAACACAAUGUGUUACAAGUGUGUGGUCUGUGGAAAGGUGUGUGAAGAUUCAGGGGUUAUCCGUUUACACAUGAGUCGGAUUCAUGGAGGGGCACAUUUGAAUAACUUUAUUUUUUGGUGUCGGACUUGCAAAAAGGAAUUAAUGAAGAAAGAUACUAUCAUGGCACAUGUAACUGAAUUUCAUAAUGGGCACAGAUAUUUUUAUGAGAUGGAUGAGAUACAAGAUGAAACUUCGCCAUCAUCUUCUAUGGUGAGUAAUUGGGCUGCUAACAAACCUCCUUCAGCUAUUACCGUUGAUCAUAUCCCAGCAAAUAGUCCUCCAAGAGGCAAAUGGCAAUGUCGAAUUUGUGAAGAUAUGUUUGAGUCCCAAGAAUGUGUUAAAAAACACUGCUUAUCUUUGGCAAGUCACCAGUUUCAUAGAUACAGCUGUGCUCACUGCAAAAAGACUUUUCAUAAGGUAGAAACAUUGUACCGACAUUGCCAAGAUGAACACAACAAUGAAAUAAAGAUUAAAUACUUCUGUGGACUUUGUGAUCUCAUCUUUAAUGUUGAAGAAGCAUUUCUGAGUCAUUAUAAGGAGCACCACAGCACAGAUUAUGUGUUUGUGUCAGAAAAAAAUGAAACUUCAAUUAAAACUGAGGAGGAUUUUCCAGUGAUAGAGACCAGUAACCUGUUAACCUGUGGUUGCCGUGAGAGCUACAUCUGUAAAGUCAACAGAAAGGAAGAUUAUGGUAGAUGUCUCCAAAUCAUGCUAGAUACUGGUAAACUAUGGUUUCGCUGCAGUUUGUGUUCAGCAACAGCACAGAAUUUAGCCAACAUGAACAUUCAUAUCCUUCAAGUACACAGAGAAGAGAAGAGGGAUAAAGAGGAGCAGCAGUAUGUAAUCAAGUGUGGCAUCUGCACCAAAGCAUUUCAUAAUCCUGAGAGUGCUCAGCAACAUUUCCAUAGAAAACACGGCUUCUUACAGAAACCCAACGUGGCUCAUUUUGGAUCUGAAAAAGGGAGCACAUACAAGUUUACUGCCAGUGCUCCACGUACAGAGAAAAAACUGAAACAGGCAGUGAACUGUCCAAAAAACUCAGAAAUGGAGAAAGGAGCUGAGAAUGACCUAAGCUGGCACAAUAUAGAGGAAGAAGUCGAGCUUCCUGAUUUGGAUUACCUGCGAACCAUGACCCAUAUAGUUUUUGUAGAUUUUGAUAAUUGGUCAAACUUUUUUGGUCAUCUACCAGGGCAUCUUAACCAAGGAACAUUUAUUUGGGGCUUUCAAGGAGGAAACACCAACUGGAAGCCUCCACUCAACUGUAAGAUCUAUAAUUACUUGAACAGAAUUGGAUGCUUCUUCCUUCAUCCUCGCUGUAGUAAAAGAAAAGAUGCUGCUGAUUUUGCCAUAUGUAUGCAUGCUGGCCGUCUAGAUGAACAACUACCCAAGCAAAUUCCUUUCACCAUCCUCUCAGGAGAUCAAGGUUUUCUGGAACUAGAGAAUCAAUUUAAGAAGACUCAGAGGCCAGCUCAUAUACUAAACCCUCACCACUUAGAGGGAGAUAUGAUGUGUGCCUUGUUAAAUAGCAUUUCUGAUACCACCAAAGAAUGUGACAGUGAUGAUAAUGUGGGAGUAAAAAGUACUUCAAUAGAAGAAUUCAAUUCCACAGAAGCCCUCUCUUGCUGUUUUGUGCACGUGCUUUCUUCCAUUCUGUCUUCUGCCUUCUGCCCUGGGAUGAUGCAACAAGAAGUUCCUCACCAGAUGCAGGCCCUUUGACCCUGGACUUCUAACCUCCAGAAUUAUGUGGAAUUAGAAGAAGCUAUUAGAAGAAGUCUUGAGGAAAUGUAAUAAAAGAUAUUACCACACAACAUCAAGUGGCCUUGAAGAGACUCAGGAUAAUGAAUUCUUGAGUUUGUUUUCUAAAGGAGACCAGAAACCUACUAGUACAAACAUAUUUGAAACAUGUUUUUGCAUUCAUAUGUUCAUAAUCUCAUAUUUGCUUUGUAUUUUUUGUGCUACUGUACAAAAUUGUAUUAAAGGAAUAGAAUACAUGUUAAUGCAUAUAUAGAUCAGGUAUUCUAAUAUAUAGGUAUCACAGUUUCCCAACUAACUUAGAAUUCAUAUAUUCAGGUUAAAAGGAUUAAAGAAAAAAGGAAAGCUCCUGCCUGUUGUUUGUUUUUCCAAGUAUCAUUUGUUCCUUUUUUUCUUUUUUCUUUUGUACUGUCAGAUGAUUCUAGCUUAUUUUUUAGGAGUGAAAAAUGAAUAUAAAUAAAAGUGCCAUAACUCAGUUUUUCCAUAAAUUCUAUGUCUCAUGUGGCAUUAAUGUGUAAUACCUCUGAGAUCUUUGCUUAUGAUUUUUAGAAGAGAGUAAUGGAAAUUGAUAACAGAAACAGAUUAAAAAUUUUACCAGUGUUGUUCUUUGUGGGUACACACAGAUAUAUAUUCUUGCUUUGUUUAGAGAGGCACAUUGCUAAAAUAAAAGCACACUUUUUUUUUUUCCAAAAUAACUAAUAUGGAACAUUUUCCUUUCCUUUUACCUGCUUAGACUCUUAUGUGACUUGUAUGAUCUGUUUAAAGGGAAUGUCAAAAUAUAUGCAUAGAAUUAAACUUAUUUUAAUAAUAAUACUCUUACUAUAUAUUCUUAUAUGCAUAAUUUUUUUCAAAAAAUAAUGUUGUUGCUGUGUAUGGUGGCAAAUGUAAUCCCAGCAGCUUUGGAGGCUGAGGCAGGAGGAUCAUCGCCUGGGCUAUGACCCUGUCUCAAAUAAAAUAAAAAGGACUGGGGAUAUUGCUCAGUUGUAGAGUGCUUGGCUAGAAUGUGUGAGGCCCAGGGUUCAAUUUCUAAUACUACAAAAAGUAAAAUAAAUAAAACAAUAACAAAAAAUGAUCAUAGUAAUGGAAAUGUUGAAGGUCUACUCACAAAUAAUCUUCCUUAACUCUUUAAAAUUUUUAUUUCAUAUGAACUAUCUUCAUUUUAGUUCUUCAU
Sciurus carolinensis (gray squirrel) is the source of this 4542-nucleotide messenger RNA. It is a transcript of the gene Znf451, whose product is annotated as zinc finger protein 451. Gene Ontology annotation, biological process: regulation of transcription by RNA polymerase II. The record is from RefSeq and is a predicted model, not a curated record. Gene Ontology annotation, molecular function: sequence-specific DNA binding; DNA-binding transcription factor activity, RNA polymerase II-specific. Bases 108 to 3335 code for a protein of 1075 amino acids. The transcript has 16 exons. Gene Ontology annotation, cellular component: nucleus. NCBI's taxonomy places the organism in Eukaryota, Metazoa, Chordata, Mammalia, Rodentia, Sciuridae.